Messenger RNA from Salvelinus fontinalis (brook trout), 6616 nucleotides. RefSeq names its product homeobox protein SIX5-like. The coding region runs from base 55 to 2916 and encodes 953 amino acids. Gene Ontology annotation, biological process: regulation of transcription by RNA polymerase II. Lineage: Eukaryota; Metazoa; Chordata; Actinopteri; Salmoniformes; Salmonidae. Gene Ontology annotation, cellular component: nucleus; transcription regulator complex. The record is from RefSeq and is a predicted model, not a curated record. The transcript is spliced from 3 exons. Gene Ontology annotation, molecular function: DNA-binding transcription factor activity, RNA polymerase II-specific; RNA polymerase II cis-regulatory region sequence-specific DNA binding.
AGAGAGCGUGCAGGGGAGGGAGGAGGAACUAAAAGAAAAAAGUUACAACUAAAAAUGGCUUCCUUGUCUUUGGAGUCUGCAGAACAAUCUGAGAAUAGCACGGAGGAGUCUACCCAAGAGGCCGCCCUGGUAAAAGAGGAGACGGAUCCGGAUGAAGUCUCAGAACAAUUGCUAAAAACUUUCCAGAACUCGGCGCUCAGCUUUUCGACAGAUCAAGUAGCAUGUCUGUGCGAAGCCCUUCUACAGGCGGGUAAUGUGGAUCGCCUGUGGAGAUUCCUAUCAACCAUCCCUCCUUCGGCCGAGCUGCUACGUGGCAACGAGACGCUCCUCAAGGCCCAGGCACUGGUCGCUUUCCACCGGGAAGAAUUCAAGGAGCUGUACGCAAUAUUGGAAAGCCGCGACUUCCACCCCAGCAACCAUGGGUUCCUGCAGGACCUCUACUUGCAGGCGCGCUACAAGGAGGCGGAGAGGUCCCGAGGUCGUUGCCUGGGCGCCGUUGACAAGUAUCGACUUCGGAAGAAGUUUCCCCUGCCGAAAACAAUCUGGGAUGGAGAGGAGACUGUGUAUUGUUUCAAAGAGAAGUCUCGCAAUGCACUGAAAGAGUGUUACAAAAGCAACAGGUACCCCACUCCGGACGAGAAGAAAAACUUGGCCAAAGUGACUGGACUCUCCCUCACGCAAGUCAGCAAUUGGUUCAAGAACCGACGGCAGAGAGACCGAACCCCGUCCGGUACCAACAGCAAAAGUGAGUCCGAUGGCAACCACAGCACAGACGAGGAGGGUGAUGACAUCUCAGACAAACCAGAGGACAUUGUGGGCUCCACAGCCUCCAUCUCCCUCUCUGGCACCCCCUGCAGCACUGGAGGCCAGCUCUUCCUCAACGGGGCAGGUGGGUUCCUCACCGCCUCCCACCCCUUACUCAUCAACGGGGGCUCCCUGAUCUCCGGGGCAGGGGGUGGGGUCAUCAUCAACGGGCUGACCCUGAGCGAUGGUCACACGGUUACCCUCAGCCCCAUAUCGGCUAACUCACCUCUGCUCUUCAAUGGAGCGCAGGUCAUAUCCAAGAGCAGUGAGGUUGUGCAGGAUAUGGGUCUUGAGGGCCAGGGGGUUAUGGCCAUGGAGGCCCAGCCCAGCUCUGCCAUCUCCCUCCCUCUGACAGAGGAUCUUAGGACGGACAAUGUAAACCUGACGAACCCCUCAACCAUCCCCACCCUGGACUUCAUCAAUGUCCCAGAGGGGAUUGUUCUCAAAGCAGAGGACAUCCAGACAGUUUCUCCUUCCCCCUCCUCUUCCUCCUUGUCUUCCCCCUCAACAUUCUCCCCCACCUCAAUUCCCUCCCGGGUUCUGACUCAAAAUGGCUGCCUCUCCGACACCCUCACCCUUCCAGUCUCUAUGUCCUCUCCGGGCGUGGUCAUCUCCAGCCCUGUAGUGGGCCUCCCCAGCCAGCAGGGGGAGUAUGUGGUGUUUGCCACGGCUGGUUCUCAGCUCACCCCCUCCAGCUCCAUCUGCCAGGUGGUGUCCUCCUACAGCUACUCCACCCCACAGGUAUUCUCCCUGCCUCAGGUGGUGCCCUCCAUCCAGGGUGUCCCCGUAUCCCAACUGGUCCAACACAACCCUGGAGGCCAGGUGUCCCAGUGUCCCCAGUUAAUCCCUGUGUCCCCCCUCACCUCCUCUCUCCCCCAGGGCACCCUCUCCCAGUUCCAGGCCCACCAGACUCUGAACAUCGCCCCCCGCCUCGCCCAACCCCUCCCCCAGCAUCAUACUAGUUCCUCUACGUUGGGAGAGGGAACCCCCAUCCUCUCCCUGUCGCAGCUCCCCAACGGACAGCUCCCCCAGGGACUCGCACUCCAGCUGGGUGACCAGACCUCAGCUACCAUCCCCACUCUGACCCAGAUCCAGUCCCCACUAGGCCAUCACCAGAUCAUCUCUCAGUCCAAAGAGACAACCCCAGGCCAGUUGGUUCCCCUCUCCCUGCCCCAGCUGGUACCUGUCUCCUCCACGGGACAACUCUCCUUCCCUCAGAUGGGCCCGUCCGCCCCUUCUCUAUCUGGAUCUGGUGGAGCCUUCCAGAUCCUAACCUCAGCCCCUGGAGGUGGGAUGACUCGGGGGCCCUUCAGGAUAAACCAGCUGGGAACCAUCCAGACUGUAGGUCCCCCGACCAGCAUGGCUCCUGGUGUCCAGCUCCUCAACUCUGGGGUCAUUCAGCUCCCCUCCGCCUCGCCAGGGAAUCUCCUCUAUGGUGGAAGCCCCAUCCUGAGUUACCAGAACGGCAAGCUGAUCCUAACUAUCCCAGCUGGCAUCCAGUUCGGCAGCCUGCCCAUGAAUCCCGUCCCUGAGGCUUCUAACCACCACACCAAUGGAGUAGGCUCUGGACUCACCCUCAACCCUGUCAUCCAACCUACACCUACCCUCUUCCCAGUCUCCACCUCCGUCCCAACGUCCAACACCCUCCAGACGUCCCCCCUCUGCUUCAUCAACUCCUCUCCGCUCUACUGCACUCCUGAGAUGGGUGUCCCCACCAAUCAGCCCCUCUCCACCACCUCCCCACACACCCUGGACCUCUCUGCCACCCACACUCCUCCCAAUGCCCUCACCCCAGAGAGCAUGCUCUCCCUCAGCCCCAUGUGCAGCGGAGUGACACCCACCACUCAGCUCUCCCACACCACCUGGAGCCCUGUCCCCCUCUCCACCUCUGCCAGCCUGACUAUGUUUGACGUCCGUGGGAAGGGAGAUCUGCCCGAGGACCCGCCUCUGCUGGACCUACCUGGAGGCGAGGCCCUGCUACUAGGCAGCCCCUCUCCAGAACAGGAUGUGGACAGGGCAUCGCCGUUGGGGGACCCAGUGGAGAUGGAUGGAGACUCCAAGAUCCUCACCCAGCUACAAUCAGUCCCUGUGGAUGAUGGGUUGGGGCUGUAAUCCAGUCCCCCAGCCCUCACCACCACAAACUGUUACAGAACAAUCUGGAAGGUUUUGUUUGUCCGACCUCAGUGCUCCCCUGGCUAGGUUCGCAUUGAGGAGUGGACAGGCUUUGACUCGUAUGAGAAAGGUGCUUUGACUAAAUAAAUCCUUUGCCGAUGAUCCUUUGGAUAAACCGUCAUGGGAUUGGCUGAUUGUAUGCAACACGGAAUGACCUGGAGGCUGGCCUUUCAUACAGGCUAGCCUAUUCCCUGAUUUCUGUUACUCAACUGUCCACUGCUUAGUCUCCACAAUCUAAGCACUCAUCUGCCUUCCAUAAGCCUAGAGCCCUUCCUGUGUCCAGUCAGAGCACAACGUUUAUUUGUAAGGACAUUCUGCUACUUUUAUGCACAGAUGUCCGUUUCAGCCAAGACUAUUUGUACUACAAGGGAAUGAAUUCCUCGGAUUUUAUUUGGUGUUGGUUGAGCAGUAUGCCACGGCCAGGCUCUGUCUUAAGUCUCUAAACACAGUCAAAUGCAGACAGACAAGCAUUCAGUCCUGUUGAGUUGGUGGUUCUGAAUGGCUGCUCACUCUAGUGCUGGUGUAGUUUGAGUGCUGCUUUGAGUAUUGGCCUCUCUGAAGGCAACAGAGAGUGGACUGACAGUGGCACCAGAGACCCCGGACCUCUAGCAUUGAGAUGGACUGUGUACUCCUCCCUGUCAAAACUGGUCAGCAGUGUCACCGCAUCAAGGGCGCAGGCUCAUCAUUUAACUACAGGUUGGUAUAAAUGCUAAGCGCUAUGGCAUCUGAGGUAUGUAGGAGGAAAUGGGAGUCCCCUGAGAUUUUUUUUUUUACUCUAUGCAAUCAAUGCAUGUUCCUCGUGUAAAUAUGACCAUGUGACACAGAUAUGACAUGUAUUACAAACAGUAUGUAAGCAAGUCUAAUUGGGAUAGACCAAGCUUUAUUAAAGACAGACUUUUUAUACACUAUGAAAUCUAAUGCGCGUGCACUACAAACGCCUGAUCACAUUGCUGGAUAUUUCUAGUUGAAUGCGCCACAAUCGUACACUACAUUGUAUAUUGUCUAUGAAUGACUUUGUUUGUGUGUUCUUAUUACUUGUAUGGGUUUGAUCUAGACCUAGUAAGUGCCUUAUUAUCCAGUUGCUGAGGUUGGUGGGCCAGUGUGUUUUUGCCUUAUGUAUCUUCAAAGUGAAGAAUGUGUUCUACUCUUCACAAAAUGUAAGCGUCAUUGAUACAAGCUACUUCCCACAUUGAUGUUGAAUGUGAGUUUUGUGAUAACCCUUAACCCUCUUGAACUCCAGAGAAACGCAAUCGAAUACUCUGUCGCGCGGCAGUUGCUCGUUUAGCGUGACUAACGCCUACCAUGACAUAAAUCACCAUUGAGAUCUCCCUCCUCAUUGUACGUUUUGCACAUUUUCGUCCUUGUCAUGUUUACGUCUUUGGUGAUGGCCAGAUUCUAUUCCGAAAACUUGCUGCCUUUGCUCUGUUCUUGACUAAUUGCUUUCACUGUUCUGAAGGGGACGGGAUAGGUCGAAUCAGCUGGUUGAGUUUCAGGCAGCCUCUGUCUAUCCUGGUAAAAGCAACAGUGAGUCAUGAAGCCCUGAGAGCAGGCGACAGGUCUCCCAGAAUGGAAUGCGAUCCAGCGAGACGUGGCGCAGAUGUUCUCUCCGUAAACUUUUUCAAAUACUCACCAUCUCUCUAUAACCACAGCACAGAUGGCAAUUAGUUCUCUGGCCAACGGUACAACACUACUCUUCAGUGUCACUCCCAACUGUAUGUUUUUGUUUCUUGUGUAUUUAAAGCAUGUAUCAAUCAUUUUCUAGUAGUAACUUUGAAUGGGAAAAAACGAGCAGUCCAUGAGGAAAUUGGACAAAGGAAAAAGCAUCGAUGGAUCUUCCCAGAGGCUGGCUGGUUGUACAGUCUCAGAAAAUUGUGUACAGUCGUGGCCAAAAGUUUUGAGAAUGACAAAUAUUAAUUUUCACCAAGUUUGCUGCUUCAGUGUCUUUUAGAUAUUUUUGUCAGAUGUUACUAUGGAAUACUGAAGUAUAAUUACAAGCAUUUCAUAAGUGUCAAAGGCUUUUAUUGACCAUUACAUGAAGUUGAUGCAAAGAGUCAAUAUUUGCAGUGUUGACCGUUCUUUUUCAAGACUUAUGCAAUCCGCCACGGCAUGCUGUCAAUUAACUUCUGGGCCACAUCCUGACUGAUGGCAGCCCAUUCUUGCAUAAUCAAUGCUUGGAGUUGGUCAGAAUUUGUGGGUUUUUGUUUGUCCACCCGCCUCUUGUGGAUUGACCACAAGUUCUCAAUGGGAUUAAGGUAAAUCCCAUUGAGGGAAAAUGACUUUACCCCAGUACUCAGCAGUCCAAUCCCUGUACCUUUUGCAGAAUAUCAGUCUGUCUCUGAUGUUUUUCCUGGAGAGAAGUGGCUUCUUUGCUGCCCUUCUUGACACCAGGCCAUCCUCCAAAAGUCUUUGCCUCACUGUGCGCGCAGAUGCACUCACACCUGCCUGCUGCCAUUCCUGAGCAAGCUCUGUACUGGUGGUGCCCCGAUCCUGCAGCUGAAUCAACUUUAGGAGACGGUCCUGGCACUUACUGGACUUUCUUGGGCACCCUGAAGCCUUCUUCACAACAAUUGAACCGCCCUCCUUGAAGUUCUUGAUGAUCUGAUAAAUGGUUGAUUUAGGUGCAAUAUUACUGGCAGCAAUAUCCUUGCCUGGUGAAGCCCUUUUUGCGCAACGAAAUGAUGACGGCACGUGUUUCCUUGCAGGUAACAAUGAUUGACAGAGGUAGAACAAUGAUUCCAAGCACCACCCGCCUUUUGAAGCUUCCAGUCUGUUAUACGAACUCAAUCAGCAUGACAGAGUGAUCUCCAGCCUUGUCAACACUCACACCUGUGUUAACGAGAGAAUCACUGACAUGAUGUCAGCUGGUCCUUUUGUGGCAGGGCUGAAAUGCAGUGGAAAUGUUUUUUUGGGGGAUUCAGUUAAUUUGCAUGGCAAAGAGGGACUUUGCAAUUAAUUGCAAUUCAUCUGAUCACUCUUCACAACAUUCUAGAGUAUAUGGAAAUUGCCAUCAUACAAACUGAGUCAGCAGACUUUGAAAAUUAAUAUGUUUUUUUCAUUCUAUACAUUUUCAUUCUCAACUUUUGGCCACGACUGUAGAUGAUGACUUCACCACUUCUCAAAUGAUAUUAUACACAUACAAUCUGAAUAGGAUGUUAAUACCUGUAGCAUUCACUUGUCAAAGGAAUGUUGCAAGUUGUUUUUAUUGGUGUUUGGACAUUUUUUGUUGGUGCGUUUUUUUCCAUACGAUACUGUGCAUGAGUUGGACACUAAAGGAAUAUGUGUGUUUGUUUGUUUAUCCAUGAGCCCAACCCUUGUCUACAUGUAGUGGUUUUUCUCUAGUGUGUGGUGCUCCAAAGGCUGUUAGUGUCCAGUGCAGGAGUUUGUGCACAAACUCAUACACACACACACACACACACACACACACACACACACACACACACACACGUGUGCACACACACAACCUUCAGCUGAGUUAUCCAAAGAUAUGCAUUUUUUUAAUGUACUUUUUAAGUAAAGGGACUGUGAUUUCUUUUUUAAUGUCUGUUUUGUCCUCUUUUGAGAGGUUGGUUUUGUACUUAAAGUUAUUUUAUUUUUUAUAUACAGUUUUAUUGUGAUAUUAUAAUAAACUACAUUUAGAAUA